Messenger RNA from Musca domestica (house fly), 6960 nucleotides. RefSeq names its product bicaudal D-related protein homolog. The record is from RefSeq and is a predicted model, not a curated record. Bases 1508 to 3463 code for a protein of 651 amino acids. Lineage: Eukaryota; Metazoa; Arthropoda; Insecta; Diptera; Muscidae. The transcript is spliced from 10 exons.
AAUUAUUUGGCUAAAAAAAUAAAUAAAAAUAAACGUCUGGAAAAUAAAUAACGCAGAAGUUAAAAUAAAAAUAGAGAAAUCAGUUAAUAUAAAUUUAAAAAAGUAAAAAAAAAUAAUUAAAGUAAAACAAUUAUAUAUCAAAAUUUAAAUUUACAAAAUAUAUACAUUUAAAAAAAUAUUAAUAAAAAAUAACAAAAAUAAAAAAACACAAAAUUUAAAAAUAAACUGCAACUAACUGAGAAAGAAAUUAAACGAAAUCCCAAAAAUAACAGCUAACGUUAAAACAAAUCACAACAUCUCUUAUAUAAAGAAAUUAGUAAAAUUGGAAAAAAGUUAAAAUUAAAUAUUUUUUAUAUACUGCAAUUUAUUUACCAUUAAAAAUAAAUACAUAAAAAAUUAAUAAAUUAUAGCAAAAUUAAAAAUAAAUUGAAAAUAAGUGCAAACUAAACAAACCAAUGCCCCCAAUGUUAAUGUGAAAGGAAAUACCUGCCCAUAAAAAAAAAACAAAUAGCUGAAAAAAAUUAAGUUCAAACUUAACAAGGAAAAAAAUAAUUACUAAAAAAUACAACAACAACACCAACCAAACAGCCAUACACAAACAAGUGUUAUUUCACAAUCAAAACAGAAACGUGUACAUUAUUUUCCAGAAAAAUAAAAUAACAGCAACAACAACAUCAACUACUAAAUUUAACCAAAAAAUAUAAAUUAUAUACUAAAAACAACUGUAUUAACGCACAUUUCGUACUGAGCGUGUGUGUGUCUACUGCUGCUGCUGCUGUUUUUUGGCGUUACACUUGAUUCAACAAAGCGUGAAGAAAGAAUAUCGAUCGCAUCAAAAUCUCGAGAGUAUGUCUUCUUCAGAAUAUAACAUGAUGAUGACCUCAAGGGGUGAUGUUGUGGUGGCUACAUAGAAAAAAACGCUAACGCUUGUAUAAACGAACCUUGUACAAAAAAGAGCUUUGUGUGGUAACAAUAAAGCACACACACACACACUGUGAAUAACGCUUUUUAUAAAAAAGAAAAAAAAAAACAACAACAUUUUUGCAUCUUCGAAUUUGUAACUAACAAAUUUCAAAACCAAGUAACAAUAACUCAACUCCAUUUUGUACCAUAAAACGCAAGACGCAAUGAUUUGGAUAAGUUGCUGCUUUAGCUGUCUCUACUAUUCUUCUUCUUCUUCAUCAUUUUUGUUAACUUCAUUUUGUAUAAAACAAAAACAACAACAACUACAUUAACCACAACAAUUGAGAAAUCCAACAAUCAACGAUCUAUGCCAUUGAUGGUUUGGAUUGAAACCCGAAUCAAUAUUGCAAAUAACAAUAACAAAGAUCGUUACGAACUUGCGCUUGACUAACCCAAAAAUCGAAAAUAACCACUCCGCUCGUGGACCACACAGUGACGCCAAUAACGCCAAGAGCCUAAGAAACCCGACCAACCCCUGUCUGCUGAACGGGGUCUUCGAAGGCAACCAACUGAAGCGACAGCAACAUAACAAUUGCAACGCAACAUGCAUACAAAUAAAUUUCUAAACAACAAAACUAAAACGUCAUUCAAUUCAUCUGCAUUAUCAUCUCCAUCAUCACCGCCACCACUGGCCACAUCAUCAUCGCCCUUAACCUCAUUAUCGCCAUCAUCAUCAUCAUUAUCACCUUCAUCAUCGACAUCAUUUGAUGUUGACCAUCACCACCAUCAUCCGUAUCAACGCAACAGCCAUUAUUCGCAGCAUUCAUAUCAUACCAAUCCACAUCAAACAACAAAUUUCAAUACUCCCCACAACCACAACAACAACUCCAAUUCAUCGUUUGCCUCCUCGAUUGAUUUAGAACCAUACCUGGAAGCCAUGGAGGCACGUUCCAUUCAACGUCACCCGGAAACUGAUGUCUGGGAAGAAUUGCAGCGCAAAGAAUCGGACAUACUGCUGGCCGCUGAACUGGGCAAGGCAUUGCUCGAGAAGAAUGAGGAAUUGGUGAAACAGCAUGAGAAACUAAUUGAAGAGAAUUCCAUUAAAAUAGAGAAAUUAGAACAAGAGAAACAUGUUCUACGACAAAAACUGGCCAUUGCAGAAGAAGAAAGCGAGCAGCGUGUGCUGGAAUAUCAAACUGAUCUCAAUGAACUCAAAGACAAAUUGCAGGCUCAGGAAAUCGCAAUACGUCAAGCUGAGAAAGAAAAAACCUUGAUAAUCGAAGAAUUAACAAGUCAGAAUGCCCGUUUAACGGAGCAGAUACAAGAGGCACACAAUACGGAAAUGAAGUUGAUGUCACAAAUACAAGAACUAAAAGAUCAGUACCAAUAUAGAAACACCAGUUUACAGGAACAUGUCAAUAGUCUAGAGUCUAUCAAAACGGAAUUGAAUCUAACCACAGAAAAACGCCAUGAGCUAGAGAAACGUUUGCAGGCCGUACAAGAAGAAAAACAAAAUCUAGCUGCUGCCCUGGAAGAAUCAUCGGACCGUAUUCAUAUGUUGGAAAGACAUGCCCGUGAACAGGAAACUAAACUAGAGACUACCUUACAAGCAUUGGAAAGAGCGACCAGGGAAAACAAUGUACUCAGUGAACGUUUGGGUGCGGACUCCUACUCCGCAUCGACGGGUAAAAAAUCACUGCAAUUUGAAAUGGAAUGUGACGAAGAUGAGGCCAAUUUCUCCGAGGAUGGUAAACCUUCACAAAUUUGGGUUGAAUCUCGUUCUGUUUACAUACAAUUGAAAUCCUUGGUGGAUUCUUUGAAAAUCAGUCAUGACGAUGAUUCAGGUUUUACAGGUUUAAAUUCGGACAUAUCAUUGGAUUUGGAAUCUAUGGAUAAUACCAUAUCAUCGACAAGUGAUAUUGGUGGUAGUGGUGGCGUUAGCAACGGCAUGGACAACAAUGGUAAUGGACAUCCAGUUAAUUUCCGCCCAGGUAUGCUGUCGGCCAUGUCAGAUGAGCUGACACGCUUGCUGUUGAAUUUGGAUGCUGGUAAUUUCAAGAAAAUGUUGGAUCAAACACGUAAUUUGGUAUUGGAGCAGGAAGAUGAAAUCAAGAGAUCUCAUCAACUGAUACAACAGCUAGAAGCUAAGUGCGCUGUUACUGACGUUGAGUUACAAAAUGUCAAAGAAGAAAGAGAUCAGGCCCGUAGCGAUUUGGUUGACAACACUGAUCGCGAUGAAUUGCUAGCUAAAGCCCAAAAAGAACGUGAUAACGCCAAUGAAAGGCGUACCAAGGCCGAAGUUGAAUUGGCCAAGACCCGUGUGGAACUCAUGCAAGCCAAUUCACAAUUAUUGGAAUCCAUUCAACAAAAGGUUGAACUGUCACAACAAUUGGAACAGUGGCAGAUGGAUAUGCAAGAAUUGAUCGAAGAGCAAAUGCGCUCGAAAAUGAUCAACAAUCGCAAGAGCCAACAACCCCAACCACAGACGAAUGCCAGUGGAGCCAGCAAUUUGGCCAAACGUUUGUCCAACUACAAAUUGUGGAGCCUUUUUCAACGGUAAUCUGAUGUCGUUGAAGUGGUGGCGCUAUGCGUCGUUAAUUUUAAUCAUGUAAAAGCUUUCAAACGUUUAUUAAAUUGAGUUUCUUUUUUAUUAAUGAUUUACAUAAAUGUACUUAUUAUUACCAUUACAAUUUAUCUUAUAAUUUACUCUCUCUCUCUCUAUUUUCAUAAAUUGUGUAUAAAUUCUGUACAUUUUUUUAUUAUUAUUAUUAUGAUAUGUAUGUAUAUCAUGUUGUUUUUAUAAGAAAUAUUUAUAUUAAUUGUAUUUUUGUAUUUUUACUUAUAUAUUAAACCAUUAUUAAUAGAGUGAGGUUAAAUAAAACAAGUAAACAAGCAGCUCUGUUCGGCCGAGCCGAACUUUUAAUGCCCUCCACCAUUUGAAGAGAACUUAAAAAAAAUGCAUCUUAAAAUACCUUUUAAUUUAAUCAUGUUAUUUGGAGCUAUACCAAGACAUGGAUCAUGAGUAAUUUUCUGUCAUAGAAGCGAUUACGAUCUUCAAACAUGAGCAUCGCUAAAUUAACUCAGAAUUUGACGCUGUUGCAGAAUAUUUAUAGGGUCUAUUUCGAUAAGUUUAUACCCUCAAUAAAAUGGUGGAGAGUAAAAAAAAACUGGAAAAAUAUUUUUAAACAAUUAACAAAAAAAAAAAACAUUGUAACAAAUCAAAAUUUACACACAACUAACCACUUUGUUAAAGAAUAAAUCAUAAUAAAUCAUAAAUUGUACCUUUCUUGAUGAUAAUAUUAUAGCAAAAAUUAAUAAUAAAAGAGACACACUAAAUAUAAAAGUAAAAUUUACAAUGUAAUAUUUAAUUUUUUAUAUGUUUUCUUUACAGUAAUAUGAAACAUUAACGCUUUUUCUUAUUAAAUUACAUUGACAUAUAAUGUAUGUAACCAAUUUAUACACAGAUAUAUAUUUUAUAAUAGAAUCGGAAAAAACAAUAACUGUAUAUAAGAGAAAAUUAAGAAAAUAUGAAAAAAAGGUGAUAAAAUUAUACAUGCAUGCAUUGAUAUGUCAAAAUUUUUUAAAUGUUCUUUUUUAAGUCGAUGUUUAUAUGUUUUCUUAUACGAGGUCAGCCGGAGGUUAUUACGGCAUGAAUUUUUCAAUUUUUUUUACAAAUUUCAAUACAUUUUCUUUAAAAAAUUUUCAAUUGCAAAAUUGGUUUGACAGUUCAUUAUCCCAGCAGAUGUGUAGAUGCGACUACCAGUAUUCUUGUACCAUAUCCCAUUGCGUAUACGUGAAAUGCAAUUGAUUUGACAGUUGAAAUCCACUGGAUUUAUUCAGUCUAAAGGUACUGUGAAAGAUUUCUCAUAUUAGUAAAAAAUAACCCUCUGCGUUAAAUUGACCUGAAAACUAAUUCUUGUUCAUAUUGACAUUAAACAUUUUAUGCAAUCUUGAUUUGCGAAGUUUAACAAAAAAUAAAUAAUUGACACAAGAUCAUUUAAAAUGGUAGCCAGCAUAGCUGCUAACAUAAUUUUAAAUAAACAAAAAAAUAUAUUAACAUCAAAAAGUCUUAAGGGCUAAGUACAUAAGAAGCUUGAAGUCAUGGCACGGCCUAUUUUGUGACAUUUUACAAAGGAAUUACAGAGCCGCACUAAAAUCCUGCCGUCGUUUUUCAUUAUAAUUUGGCAUUAAUAUGCCUAGCCAUGACUUCAAGCUUUUUAUGUAUUUGCAGCCUUAAGCUGGAAAUACAUAAAGCGCUUAUCUGGCUGGCUUAAGUCAUCGGCUGGCUUCUUCGUAAAUGAACAAAGGAGGUUUAGGUUGACUUAGUUCGAUUUUGGCCCUAGGCUCCUUUGUUCAUCUACGAAGAAGCCAGCCGAUGACUUAAGCCAGCCAAAUAUGCUCUUUUUGUAUUUCCAGCCUAAAGCAUUCCCAGCUCUGCAUUUUCUGUAAUUUACCUUAUCAAAUUUCACUGCAAAGAAAACAGAUUCAUAUCUCUGAUUUUUGUAUACAAUUAAUUUGUAAAUAUAAAUUUUGACAAUGAGAUAUUGUCAAAUGAAUAAUUUUGAAAAAUUUGUAAACAUAUGAUUGCCUGACUUUACCUUCUUAGUUCUACCAUGAUUUAUACAUUAUCUGUAAGUAUGAAAUCUUAUAGGUUUGUUUUGAGUUAUGCAUACAUAAAGAGGGUCGGCUGACUCACAUUGCAUUGUAUCCAUGGUAGAAGAAUACAUGUAGCUGCAUCGACAUAGCUGCUAGGACAAUAAAUUGUCAAACCAAUUUUAAAAUUUAAAUUUUUGAAUUUAGAGAUAUAUUUAAACGACUCGGCUUUGUUUUUAGAUCAAUUGUGUUUUAAAAAGCUUGAAGUCAUGGCUAGGCAUAUUAAUAUCAAAUUAUAAUGGAAACCGACGGCAGGAUUUUAGUGCGGCUCUGUAAUCCCUUUAUGAAAUGUCACAAAAUUUGCCUAGUCAUAACUUCAAGCUUCUUAUGUACUUACAGCUUUACUUUUCGAACUGACAUCUAUUGCAAUGUGUACAUCAGCAAAUACUAGCGUAUUAUGGCAUUCUUGGAUUUGAGAACUUAAAUUUUACAUCCGUUGCAAUCCCAAAAGCUAUAAACAUUAUUUCAUAUUUUCUUAAUUUCUCUCGAUAUAUGUAUAUUUACUAACAUUGAAAAUUCGUAUGCCUUACAUUCGUUUAACGCUAAAGAUAAUAUUUUGCAAAAUACAAUAAUUUUAUAAAAAUAUACAUACAAAUAUUUGGAUAAAUUUACUACUUAUUACAAAACAAAAAACAUAUCGCUGAAAAACAAUAUUCAUUUUCCAUAGAUUCUUAAAAAAAAAACAAAUUUAAUAGGUUACACAGGCCGCGAACUCAGGUUUUAAGGUGAAAACACACAUUACUGCACUUUCUUGCUUUGGAAAUGUCAAAUUAUAAAAGCAUAUCAAGGUCGCUGGGGAAUUCAGAUGCCGUUGUUUUUUAUAAUUUGGCUACGACGAAGCAAGAAAAUCAAUACUGUUUCAUCCUUUACAGCCUGAUUCCGUAAGAUUUUUACCCAUUUAUUCGUUUAUAUUUUAAUUCUUAAGAUGAGGGUACAUAAGCAGCUUGGCGUCGUGGCUAGGCAUAUUAAUGUCAAAUUAUAAUGGGAACCGACGGCAGAAUUUGAAUGCGGCCAUGGCUUCCCUUUACGAUAUGUCACAAAAUAUAUCAUGCGAAGACUUCAAGCUGCUUAUGUACCCACACCUUUACACCAAAAAAAUAUUUUCUGUCAAUGAGAAGCAAACGGAAACUUUUUUGUUUUUACUCACAUUUUUGUAAAACUGUUAAUAUUUUUGAAAAGCACAAAAAUUUAUUUUUUACUGAAAAACAAUUUGCUUUGACAGCAUGGAAAGAUAUUAAGCUGUCAUCCUGGUAAAUACACCUUAGUUUUUGUGUUAUGCCUAGAAAAAUUUGACCCUCUAACACAAACCCUUAUGGAAUACAAGUAUUUUAUUUAAAGCAAUUUAUUAUUUUGUGUGAUUUGUCAUAAAAUAACAAAACUUGUACCAAUCCCCAAAAAAAACAA